This is a messenger RNA of Jaminaea rosea, 264 nucleotides long. Its product is annotated as putative small nuclear ribonucleo protein F. The transcript has 4 exons. Bases 1 to 264 code for a protein of 87 amino acids. Lineage: Eukaryota; Fungi; Basidiomycota; Exobasidiomycetes; Microstromatales. Gene Ontology annotation, biological process: mRNA splicing, via spliceosome; spliceosomal snRNP assembly. The record is from RefSeq and is a predicted model, not a curated record. Gene Ontology annotation, molecular function: RNA binding. Gene Ontology annotation, cellular component: catalytic step 2 spliceosome; U1 snRNP.
AUGUCGUCCUUUGCGCCGGUGAACCCGAAGCCUUUCCUCCAACAAUUGACGGGCAAGCAGGUCAUCGUCAAGCUCAAGUGGGGUGGCUUGUCGUACAAGGGCUUCCUCGUCAGCACGGACAACUACAUGAACUUCCAGCUCGCAAACACAGAAGAGAUUAGGGAAGAUGGCGGGUCAAAUGGGAGCUUGGGAGAGGUCAUGAUUCGCUGCAACAAUGUCCUCUACCUCCGGGAGCUGACCGAGGGCCAGGCUAUGGAGUCAUAG